This is a messenger RNA of Plutella xylostella (diamondback moth), 1880 nucleotides long. RefSeq names its product organic cation transporter-like protein. Gene Ontology annotation, molecular function: transmembrane transporter activity. NCBI's taxonomy places the organism in Eukaryota, Metazoa, Arthropoda, Insecta, Lepidoptera, Plutellidae. The record is from RefSeq and is a predicted model, not a curated record. Gene Ontology annotation, biological process: transmembrane transport. Gene Ontology annotation, cellular component: membrane.
CCAGUUUGCUCCGCGGAGCCGUCGCGGUAACACGUCCACUCAACAUGAUCACUUUGAUAACAUAGUUGAGGACCUAUAUUAGUCAGUUAAACCUUUAAUUAAGCAGUGCUAUAACAUAUAUUUUUGGACGACAUAAUAUUUGUAACAAAUUGAUGUAGGUUAGGUAGUUUCUUACAAACAUAACCUUUGUAAUUAAAAUUGGUGGUUGAACUGAGUUCACGCAACCAAGAACGAGAAAUGGAUUCCGAAGCGAAACUCAACAAAUACGUCGGGCAGUUUGGAAGAUACCAAAUUUGCAACUUAUUGUUGCUAUCGCUUGUGGGAAUUUCGUGUGGUUUUAUGGCUGGUGACUACAUAUUCACAGGAAGCAGUUUACCACACAGAUGUGCUAUACCUGAAUGUGAAGAUUCUGAAGCCGACUUUAUGCCAGAUUGGUUGUCUAAUGCCAUACCGAUUACGAAGAAUGGAUUUGAUAAAUGUCUACGGUAUCCCUCAGCAAGAAACCAUUCAGUGAAUUUAGAGGCUUUUAAUGAAAGUUGCCCAGCUGGAUUGUUUGAUACAAGUAGGACUGUUCCAUGUGAGUCUUACGUAUAUGGUAGAAACAACUCGGUGGUGUUUGAGUUCGAUCUGCCGUGUCAGGAGUGGCUGCGCGCGCUGCCCGGCACGCUCAACAGCCUCGGCGGCAUGGUGGUGCUGCCUCUAGCAGGAUACGUCUCAGACCAUUUUGGGCGGCGAGCAUCUAUUGUUAUAUUCUCACUAAACAGCGCUGCGCUGGGAUUGUUGCGUGCUUUCUCUGUAAACUACGCGAUGUACGUCGCUUUACAAUUCCUACAGGUUGCGUUGGGAGGAGGUGGAUUCAGCGCUGCUUACAUUUUAGCCACUGAAAUGGUCGGCCCGAAGUUUCGCGUGCCAACAAGCGCAUUUAUGUCGACAUCAUUCGCGCUGGGUCAAACAAUCAUGGGUCUGAUUGCUAUGUCAGUUUACGACUGGCGAAAACUGACCAUGGUGCUAUACGCGCCUAUGUUUGUACUGGUGACAUAUCGUUUUAUUAUACCUGAGAGCCAUCGUUGGCUUCGCAGUAAAAAUAAACAUAAAGAAGCUAAUGAAACUAUUCAAAGAGCCGCUCGUAUAAACGGUCGUGACAUAAGAGAUAAAUCAAUGAAUAAUUUGCUGUUUGAACUCAAUGAAAAAAGAUCCGACCCGGUCGUGAAUAAGAAAACGUUAAAAGAAGAGCCAUUGUUGAAGCAGAUUGUACGUUCGCCGAUAAUGCUGCGUCGCUGCCUGACGACGCCGGUGUGGUGGGCGUGCACCACGUUCGUGUACUACGGGCUGUCCAUCAACUCGGUGCGUCUGUCCGGCAACAUGUACCACAACUACGUGCUGACGGCGGGCGCGGAGGUGCCCGGCUACUGGCUGGCGGUGCUGCUGCUGCAGCGGCUGGGGCGCCGCAGCACGCUGCUGGCGGGGUACGUGACGUGCGCGGCGUGCUGCGCGUGCGUGGCGCUGCUGCCGGCGCCGUGGGCGGCCCCGCGGCUGGCCGUGUACCUGGUGGGCAAGUGCAGCAUCGCGCUGGUGUUCACGUCGCUGUACCUGGCCACGUCGGAGCUGUACCCCACGCGCCACCGCCACUCGCUGCUGGGCUGGUCGUCCAUGGUAGGCCGCGUGGGCUCGGUGCUGGCGCCGCUCACGCCGCCGCUCGCGCGCUACUCCGCGCCGCUGCCCGCGCUGCUGUUCGCCGCCGCCGCGCUGCUGUGCGCCGCGCUCGUGCUCACGCAGCCCGAGACCAAGGGAGCCAAGCUGCCCGAUACUAUUGAAGAAGCUGAACGUAUUGGCAGAGACUGAAUAGCUUUUAUAAAUAAAUACUUACUAUUUAUUCAUUA